Messenger RNA from Suricata suricatta (meerkat), 2362 nucleotides. RefSeq names its product CACN subunit beta associated regulatory protein (gene CBARP). Gene Ontology annotation, molecular function: transmembrane transporter binding. Bases 438 to 1799 code for a protein of 453 amino acids. The transcript has 8 exons. Gene Ontology annotation, cellular component: plasma membrane; secretory granule. The record is from RefSeq and is a predicted model, not a curated record. NCBI's taxonomy places the organism in Eukaryota, Metazoa, Chordata, Mammalia, Carnivora, Herpestidae. Gene Ontology annotation, biological process: negative regulation of voltage-gated calcium channel activity; negative regulation of calcium ion-dependent exocytosis.
UGAGCUCGCUCCCUCCGCCCCACUCCACGGUCCUGGUACCGCUACCGUGGGGCCAGUGUCCUGCGCCCCUCCCCCGAGGGUGCGGGCAGGGCUUCUGGGGUCUCAUGGUAGUGAGCUGACGUCCUCAGUUUCCCCAUUCCUCCUAGGAGCACUUCCCCUUUUCUGGGCAGGUUCCCGGCCAGCUUGCCGGGCCGGCCCCACCGGCUGGGGAGGUGGUGGAGAGCGUACACCUCCCCCGUUUUGAACAUGGGGAAACGGAGGUCCUGGCGUUGAUCUAAGUGUGGUGGGGGCUGCCCCGAGGCUCUCGGCCACCUCUCCGUGAGUCACUGCCCCCUGUGGACUCUUAUUCCCACUCCCUCUCCCUGGGAGCCGGGAGGGGGAGGAGAUGGAGGCGCUGCUCUGAGCAGGCCCUGCCCGGCCCUCCUCCUAGCUUCAAGAUGCAGCCCACGCCCACCAUGGCCGCGGCCGCCGCAGCCGCCAGCACCGCUGCCACGCCCGCCCUGACCUCGAGGUGGGACAACACCACCAGCAGCCCCACCGCGGAGCCUGACCCCAUCCUCAACAACUACGUGCUGCUGGCGGUGGUCCUGUCGCUCUUCGUCGGUGGCACGCUUGUGGUGCUGUCCGGAGUGCUGCUCCUGUGCCGGCGCUGCUGGGAGGCCCACCAGCGCGUCAACAGAGCCAUAGAGGAUGCGGAGAAGACCACCACCACAUACCUAGACAGCGGCGCUCACCCAGCCCAAGACCCUGACUUCAGGGGGGAGGACCCCGAGGGCCAGGACGCCGAGACAGAGCGCUUCCUGUCCACCAGCUCCACCGGCCGCCGGGUGUCCUUCAAUGAGGCAGCCCUGUUUGAGCAGAGCCGGAAGUCACAGGACAAGGGGCGCCGGUACACCCUGACGGAGGGGGACUUCCACCACCUGAAGAAUGCCCGCCUCACGCACCUGCACCUGCCGCCCCUCAAGAUCAUCACCAUCCAUGAAUGCGAUGUGGGCGAAGCCAGCGCCACCCCCCCACCCCACGCUGCCGCUGCCCCCAAGGCCAGCCUCGCCAUAUUCCAGCCCCCGGGGAAGGCCCUCACUGGCCGCUCUGUGGGCCCCAGCUCCGCCCUGCCAGGUGACCCCUACAACUCGGCCGCGGGCCCUGCCGACUUUGAGAUCAGCCCCUUGGCAUCCAGCGACUCCGGGGAAGGCGCCUGGUUGGAUGCAGGCAGCCGAGGCACCAAGCCCGUUGGGCCGGGAGCCCCAGGGGGGCCCGGGGAGGCAGGUCCAGGCUCCGGGGCAGGACCUGUUCUGCAGUUCUUCACCCGCCUGAGGCGCCAUGCCAGCCUGGAUGGGGCCAGCCCCUACUUCAAGGUCAAGAAAUGGAAGCUGGACCCCAGCCAGCGGGCAUCCAGUCUGGACACCAGAGGCUCCCCGAAGCGACACCACUUCCAGCGGCAGCGGGCAGCCAGCGAGAGUACAGAGCAGGAGGAGGGGGACGCCCCCCACAGGGACUUCAUCCAGUACAUCGCCAGCGCAGGCGACGCGGUGGCCUUCCCACCCCCCCACCCCUUUCUGGCCAGCCCCACCAGCCCGUCCCCCGCUCUCGGCAGGUAUUUUUCCGUAGAUAGAAGUGGCAGGGGUGGACCUGUGGGCCCCUGCUCCGCCCAGUCCCCCCCUCGGUGGCCUGGGGAGGGCUCUCCCCACCCUGCAGACACAUCACGUUCCUCCAGCUCAGCCGUCCCUCUUGGAGGCUGCCUCGCUGGGGCCAUGUCUCCAACAAGGACCAGAAGAGGGAAACAGGGGGAGACUGGGUAAGGGUAGGGGGGCAGGUGGGGCCCCGGAUGAUGCCUGCCCAGGGGUGUGUGCCUGCUUGGAUAUUACUGCAUCCUGGUAGAGUCCAUGGCCCCCAGAGGUCCUCUGUGGCCUGGUGCCCCUUCCCUUCCUACCUGUGUUCCUGAGGGCUGGACGGCCCCUUCUCAUAAAUUGUGACCAGGGCUGCCGGCAGUACUCCCUCCCCCAGGAGGUAGCGGGGUGGCCACAGAGCUUGGGCAGUGCCCUGGGAGUAGAGGCCGAGCUGGACUCCCGCCUGGCCCCGUCCCCGGUCACUUUCUUCUCCGCCGAGGUGUUGGGGCAAGGCGCCAACCACCUGCAGUGCCAGCAGGUGGUUGGGUCAGAUACUGGUAAAAAAUGCCGUGUGAUUGAAAAGCAGGUGCCAGAAAAGCACCCUCUGCAACAGGAACUGUCGGCAUUUUCUUAAAAUCCGUUCUCCACAGAGUCUGGCAGAACCUAGGGGGUCCCCAUCCGCGCCCACCCUUCUGGACCCAGAGGCAGGGUGGCUAGGGAGGCCGUGCAGGUGGGAGAAUGUGCAGGGGCGUGCA